AUGGUGGUAAAGCAGAAGUUCAAAUUACAUUAUCAUUCUCGUAAUGAUUCACGAGGUUUCGUUACUGAAGAUGUAAUAAUUAGCUCAAGAGGAGGCCAUAAUAUUAAUAUUGGAGAUGUUAUUGAAGUUUAUCAUCCUGAAGAUGCACAUCAUGCUCUUUUCUUGGUUACAACUUUCAGUGAUGAUUUGCAAAAUCGUGAUGUCAUUAGUGUAGAACAAAGUCUUGCACAUACAUUUAAAUUGCAACAACAUAAAAAUGUGAUUGUAAAUGUGAUAAAUAAAGAAACUAUUUCACUGGAUUUAGUUGAAUUAUACUUUCGAGAUCAAUACUUCAGUCGAAGAGAUUUCUGCAAUAUUACACAGAAAUUGAUUGGUACUGUUGUACAUGUGAAUAAAAAGCUCACUUGUAAUGAAACAAGAACACAGGUUGGUGAUUUAUGGCGCCUUGGUGAAAGAUAUUCUUGUGGAUAUAUAGAUUCAAAAACUAAAAUUAUUUUUCGUUCUUCCACAGCAGUUAUACACAUUUUCAUACAAAUGAGUCAAGAAAUGUGGUGGUUCGAUAAUAAUGGUGAUCUUUACCUAGAGAAAGCUUUCAAAUUUUUAUCAAAAUUGUUUUUAAAAUUUUGGCCUGAAAAUAAUUGUAAUCAUGAUACAACUGUUGUAUUCUUUACUCGUAUCUAUAUUGAUGAUGUACCUUCUGAAUACUCUCAGUCGUUUAAACAAGAUGCCUUAAGUAGAUAUUAUGAAGAUUUUUACAGAGUGAUUAUACAAAAUGAACGUUUUACAACAGAUGAUUGGAAACGAGAACUUGGUCGAAUGCAAUAUGAAGUACUUCAAUUCGAAAAUAAUAUUUAUUCUUAUUUACGCAAUACUUAUCCAUUAAUUAAUAAGAACUCAAAUAAAACAAAGUUAAAUAUAUGUACAGCUAUGGAUGCUAAUCUCUUGGAAGUAUUGAAUAUGGCUAUCAAUCUUUAUUCGGGAUAUAAUAUUGAUCGAAAUUUUGAUCGUACUGGUAAACUUCUAUUUGUAAUUACACCAGGUUCUGGUGUCUAUCAUGUCAAUGAAAAUCUUUUAUUGUUAACAAAAAAACGAGUUCUUGAUUUAGGUGUUGGAGUAGAUUUAAUCUGUUUGGCAGAACAACCUCUUCAUGCAGUUCCAUUGUUUAAAAUUUUAUCUGAAUCUUUUAUAAAUCCAGAAGAAUAUGUUGCACCUCAUUGGAUUAAUUGCAGCUAUUUUAAAUCAGCACAAGAAUUGAAAUAUAUUGAAAUGGGCAAACCAUUUCCACGAGUUAAAGUUGUUUCUUUUAAACAUUCAAAUGAGAUACCCAUUUCGACAUUUAUCAGUGAUCUACCAAGAGAUGAUCAUGAACCUGAUAAUCAGCAAAAGAACGUCGCAAAGGAAAAUUUUGAUGAUACUAUUCCUACGUCUACAUCUAUUACUAUCACUAAGUCAUCUCUUCCUAUCUACCGUAUCGCCUAUCCACCAUAUCAAUCACCAUCUAACCAAAACAAACGUAAAAAAUCACAUCAACUACCGAAUGAAGUAAUCAGUGGGAAUAUAACAAAAUCUCACGAUUCCAUAACAAGUGAUUAUUGUUCACCAUCAACUGUUCGACAUCAGCUGGAUGAUAAUCCUUCAAAUAUGAUAUCAUCUAUAACAGAUCAGUCAUCUUCCGUAGAAUCAAAUCUUAUACCUAUUUGUUGCUUGAAUUAUACAACACAAAUUUCAAAGAAUGCAAUAACAGCUAUUUGCAAAUCUAAACAAAUUGUUUCAACAUCAUCAUCAUCAUAUAGGAAUUUAUCACGAAGUUAUGAUUCGUAUAUCACGUCUAAUGGUUCUAUAACUCCUCUAGUUAGUUCAACUAAUGUUAGCGGUAUCGGCUUUGGUAUUACCAGUCAUAGUCAGAUUGUUAAUAUAGAUAAAUACCAACCAACUAAUCAUAUACAUACGUCAUUGUCACGUGUCUCAUCUAUUGGUGGUAGUAAUAACAGUGGUAGCGGUAGUAUUAGUGGUUAUACAACAAUUACCUCGCUCCCAUCGGUUCGUGAACGCUGUAUAGAAAAUGGUCAAUUAAUAACUGAUAAAAAUCAGAUUUUAUCAAUUCCAGUGACAUCUCGGAAUGCAAGAAAUCGAACACAAAGUUUUAAUGGAGAACAAAGAACAAAAUUAUCAUAUAUCGAUAAUCAUGCCAAUUUCAGAGAGAUUCCUAAUUCUGUGAAUGAGGCUAAUUAUAAUGUAAAUAGUGCUGAAGUUGCAUAUCUACAUGAAAAUGCUAUUUCUCGUUGUCGAACAAUGGAUGUUAUUUUAUCAGAUGGACAACCAUCUCCAAGUUCAUGGAAUAGCAUCACUCCUCAACAUUUUACACUACGUAGUUGUAAUUCAAUAGAUCGUCGUACUAAUGAAAAUCAACAAUUACAUUAUAUUCAGCAAUAA
Schistosoma mattheei is the source of this 2433-nucleotide messenger RNA. Lineage: Eukaryota; Metazoa; Platyhelminthes; Trematoda; Strigeidida; Schistosomatidae. The record is from the annotation of a GenBank genome assembly.